ACAGUGAAUACGAGGAAGUGGGUGGGCAGCAAACCAGGUUCACCCCUGAAGCUAUCGAAAAAUUAUGUGAGAACACUAAGUUCAACAAGCGGGAGUUACAGCUCAUGUACCGGGGAUUUAAACAGGAAUGUCCUUCAGGAAUGGUAAAGGAAGAAGCCUUCAAAGGAAUCUACGCUCAGUUUUUCCCACGAGAGAGCGACACUAGUCAGUAUGCCCACUACGUUUUCAACACGUUUGACCAGGAUCACAGUGGUUCAAUAACAUUUAAUGAUCUUGUCGCAGGAUUGUCUAUCUUAUCCCGUGGGACAGUCCAAGAAAAACUUAGAUGGGUCUUCAAUUUGUAUGACAUAAAUGGCGACGGUUACAUCACUAAGGACGAGCUGUCCAGAAUCAUCAGUUCUGUGUACGACCAGACGGGAAGACCAGUUGAUCCACUCGUUGACGACCGUGCGACAAAGGAGCACGUGGAACGGGUAUUUCAGAAACUAGAUCUUAAUCAAGACGGAGUGGUCACCAUUGACGAGUUUCUUGAUUCGUGUACACAGGAUGAGAAUAUCGCAAAAGCAAUUGGUUUUUUCGACACCGUACUGUGACAUUCCAACAUCGAAGUUCCCCAGAAUACUUACUGUUGUCGUCAGGUUGAAGUACUAUAGCUCUAGUAGCACAUUGGUGCCUCCGUAGAAUGAUGAAAUUCUGUACAUCAACAUGGAUGUUUAAACCUGUAUGUGUGUGUGUACGUGUGUAUCUUUAAAUACUUGUUGAAAUUCUGACCAAAACGUUUCCUUUAAAUGAGAAGCGGAAUCCAUCACCACUGUCUCUGUUGGCGACAGAUAAUGUCAUGGCGUCGGUUAAAUCCCACGGCGAAACGACAUACGGCGCAUGAAUUGAAACAAAAGAAACUUCUAUACAUAUACUUUUAACAUUUAACGGUCAGAUAGCUUAUAUAUCCGUAAAUAAAUGUUGUAAAAAUAGAUCACAGAAAAUAACACUUUUGUGCAAGAAGAAAAAGCAGACUUUUCAAUUUAGUAGCGCCAUCUUUUAACGAAGUAAAUAAGAAAAUCCACAGUAAUAUAUCAUGGAUGCUCAUAAAGAUGGAUCUCUGGAAUAGUUUUUGUUUUUUACGCAAAGCUAUACAAUGGCCCAGCUGCGCUCUGUCCACCACGGGGGAUUAAACUCCGGAUUUCAGCGUUGUAAAAUCGUAAACUUACCUUUGACCCUCUGGGUGACUAGCCGAACAGAGAUUUACUUACAGAAAAAAAUCAUCAACGCUGGAUUGAAAUCAAAAGUGGUUCUUGGCAAAAAGUAUCUUUAAGUUAAUAUACUCUUUUUGAAAUUAAAACUUACUUAAUAUUUUUUUAGGAUCCGUAGUGUAUUUCGUAUAAUAACAUAUAUACGAUCCUUCCUGAAGUUGUUAGAUGAGCUUAAAACUGAAAACGAAAUCAUCAACGAAUUUGGUUGCGUCUCUUCACUACAGUUGUCGUACGACAAUAAACAAAAGUUUCGUCAGAGAUAAAAUGUUUACCAGUAACUCAUUAGACGUUAAAUGUUUGUUUAUUUGUAAUUAAGCACAAAGCUACACAAUGGGCUAUCUGUGCUCUGCCCACCACGGGUAUCGAAACCCGGAUUCUAGCGUUGUAAGUCCGCAGACAUGCCGCUGUGCCACUGGGGGGCGACGUUAAAUAGCAUGUCAUGUCACAGCACGUUUGUCUCGAAACUGAAGCUAUUUAACACAAACUUAAGAUGUAAAGAGUUAUUAAAAUGUUUUCUCGUCAACUCAUGUAAGUAACACGAUAAUGAUGAUAUUACAGGAGAAAAUAGUUUGUUGAACAGAUGAAACUUCUUUUAACUGAAAUAACUGUGCAGAAGUAAAACAAACAAUAUUUACAAUUUCUUCGGAAAAUCUAUAAAAAAAACAAACGUUUACAAACAUUAUCAAUUCACAGAAAGGUUCUUCUCUUAUCCUUUCUUGCCCAUUUUUCGAUGCCGCCAUCUUGAAUGGUAUCCAAUUCGGAAGGUUUAUAGCUAGCUGUCCAGAAAAAGACACAAAGUUGUCAGUUGGAGACUGACCGUUUAAAGUGUGAACAUAUGUAGUUUUGGUAGCCACUUCGAUCACCUUAGAAACCCACGUGGUACAUAAUACUAUAGUUUCUUUACGGUAUACGAGUUACCAUAAUAUCAGUUCAGUUGUUUUUUAUAUUUAAGCUGAAAAAAAGAAGGUUUGGUUGUUGUAUUGAAAAAGCUAUAGUAACUAAUCCAUCUUGAAGUGGUCUGUGAUCCACAAAUGGGAAUCAAAGGUAUUUGUACACAGUUCCUGUAAUCCCACCACUAAACGGACUUUUAAUCAGUUCCCCAUACACAAAGUGAUUUGGCGUGCUUUACAACAGAAAAUCCAGCAACAGAAACAAAUAUAAUAUCGUGUUUGUUUGAUUUUUGUACACCGACGUUUAUGUAUUAAUCUUAUACCAGAAUAUACCUAAUAUAUUUAAAAUAUCCAAAUAUUUUAAUUUUUCUUUAAAGUCAGUUGAUUACUCUCGGUUUUUUUCGAAAUAAAAUAGGUCAGAAACAAUAAGUUGUAUUUUGUCAUUAUUUCGAAAGUGAAAUUUAAUGGCGCAAUUAAUUGAAUGUAUUUUAUUUCAGAUUUCUGAGUUGAACUAUUUUUUUCAAACAAAUAUUUUCGGCAGAUGAUUUUUUACGUAUUACACAUUAAAGUCGUCAUUCAAGCUGUUUCUAAGCAACUGAAACGUUAAACAACUUCUAACAAGUUGAGUUAAUAACGCAUGUAUUAAAUUUAAAAAUCCCCUUUUUUAAAUAUAAGUCGUAAUAUUUCAUGGAAAACGCUUAAUCGUGUUAUUUUCACGAUUUUUUGUUCACAAAAAUAGACUCUUACCGGGGAUAAUGACUUGCGAUAAUAUAUAAAGUUGAUUCUAGUCUAUUAAUUUUAGGCCCGAUUAGAGUUCAUGAAGACACGAUAAUAUUAGUCCAAGCUAUUUUUAUGAGGUCUCUGCUUACUAACUGGACUAUAUAAUAUACUGACAUCGCCAAACAAUUAAUUCACAUUGAAUAGCGUCAAGCUCUGCCAUAAACGGUGUAGGAAUAUUGCUCAAAAAUCUCAUGAGAUGGCGCCACGUGUUUCGAUAUUUAUUUAAUGCAAUUUAUUUUCGUUUAAAUAUAAAUUGUUUCAUAUGUGUUUGUAGAUUAAUUUGUUUUUAUUCGCAAUCUAACGGGACUUAGUGAACUGAAAAUGUGCCAUUAAUUUUAUUAUAUGUUCUCUUAAUUCAGAGUUUGUUAUCUGUUUAUUAUCGUAUUUUCUAACUACACACAUAACUUCGUUACUUGGGUAUACUAUAAACAUUAAUUUUUAUUUUGUAUUUUUCUCUAACAAUAAAAGCUCUACUCUG
Messenger RNA from Limulus polyphemus (Atlantic horseshoe crab), 3398 nucleotides. RefSeq names its product Kv channel-interacting protein 4-like. Gene Ontology annotation, molecular function: calcium ion binding. The record is from RefSeq and is a predicted model, not a curated record. Lineage: Eukaryota; Metazoa; Arthropoda; Merostomata; Xiphosura; Limulidae. The annotation marks the transcript as partial. The transcript is spliced from 5 exons.